Exaiptasia diaphana is the source of this 1110-nucleotide messenger RNA. RefSeq names its product caltractin. Gene Ontology annotation, molecular function: calcium ion binding. Gene Ontology annotation, cellular component: centriole; centrosome. NCBI's taxonomy places the organism in Eukaryota, Metazoa, Cnidaria, Anthozoa, Actiniaria, Aiptasiidae. Gene Ontology annotation, biological process: mitotic cell cycle; centriole replication. The record is from RefSeq and is a predicted model, not a curated record.
AACCAAGAUAAACAAAAUGGCGGACGGACUGAGAGAUCCAAUGAUAAGCUGAAAUAACUUUAAUUUAAACCUUAAAAUUCGCUCUUUUAAGGCACAAGAAUAUGAAAAAAUGACAGUAGAUCUUACAGUUCGUACGAGAAGAAAGUUCUGUUGAAAUCAAGCUCACAAAUAUGCCUAAAAAGAAGGGRAAAGGAAAGAAAAAGGUCAAAAAGAAGAGCAAAAGCGAAGAUGUCGGACCAUCUGUAGUUGGAAAAGUAUCUAAUAAGACGAUGGUGCAACAGAUGGCUUCAGUUUCACUGAGUCCUGUACCAGUGCGAAAGGCGACUACCCAAGAAAAAUUGACUCAAGCGUUGGAGGACGCAGAGCUUCGUAAACAACAGAGAUUUAUGGGUGGCAUAAGUGCUAAAGCAUAUGAGAAGCUAACUCCUCAAGAAAUACGAGAUUUAAAAGUGGUUUUUGAUACUUUCGAUACGGAUAGAAGUGGCUGCGUAAAGCAAUGAGAGCGCUUGGGUUCAAGAUUUCCAGAUCAUCUAUUCAAUCAAUGAUCAGAGACCUAGAUGCUGAUGAAUCAGGGAAGAUAGAAUUCAAUGAAUUCCUUGAUUUUGUUGUGUCAAGGCAAGGAGAUGGACGGGAUGUUCAUGAUGAAAUUCUUCAAGGAUUCAAGAUGUUUGACACAGAUAAAACUGGACAUAUCACUUUUGACAAUUUAAAAAACGUCUCCAGGCUGUGUGGAGUGAACUUAAACGAGCAAGAACUCAAGGAAAUGAUGCAAGAAGCAGACAAAGAUGGCGACAACCAAAUCGACAGAGAAGAAUUUGUCAAUAUUAUGUUAAAAACAAACUUAUUUCCUUAGAUAACAUUGGAAUUUUUUAAUUUUAUGCAUCUUUUAAGAUUUUAGCUUUUUAUUUUGAGAGCACAGUGUACGUUUAGAGUUAAAUCUGAUGGAGAAACUCGACAUUUCUUAAGCUUCCGUAGGACAAUAUAGAAAGAAAAAAUAUGUGUUACUUGACUUAUGUGUAACAAGGAUUCAUUUCAACCUAGUAGCUCCAUGAUAAGCCAUUUUUUGAUAUAAUCUAAUCUCUUGAUGUUAUGACAACUUAUAUUUUUUUC